Molecule: messenger RNA, 192 nt
Organism: Trichomycterus rosablanca
Lineage: Eukaryota; Metazoa; Chordata; Actinopteri; Siluriformes; Trichomycteridae
Gene: lenep
Product: lens epithelial protein
Exons: 1
Coding region: 1-192 (63 amino acids)
Biological process (GO): multicellular organism development
Source: RefSeq, a predicted model, not a curated record
AUGCAUCCUCAGCGCCCGCUGACACAUGCCGUACCCACCUCUCUGGGACAGAACCUGAGAGACAUGGCUUUUGGUUUUGGACGAGGAAAGAAUCUGCUUGGAGGUAACAUUGCCUACGGGAUAGUCCAGUCUAUGAAAGAGUGUCUCUACUUCCUGCUCUGCUGCUGGUGCAUCAAGGAGAUCCUUGACUGA